Galeopterus variegatus (Sunda flying lemur) is the source of this 883-nucleotide messenger RNA. RefSeq names its product C-type lectin domain family 4 member G-like. The record is from RefSeq and is a predicted model, not a curated record. The annotation marks the transcript as partial. Lineage: Eukaryota; Metazoa; Chordata; Mammalia; Dermoptera; Cynocephalidae. The transcript is spliced from 4 exons.
UGACCCAGGGCUUGGCUGAAGCGGGCAGGGACCGCGAAAACAUCCGCAGCGAGCUGUUCCGGGAGCUGGAGGCCAUCAGGUUCCACAACGGCUCCUGCAAGCAGUGCCCCGCCUCGUGGCUGCCCUUCGAGGGCUCCUGCUACUUUUUCUCAGUGACGCAGACCACUUGGGGGGAGGCGCAGCGCCAAUGCGCGGGCUCCGGCGCUCACCUGGUGAUCGUUGGGGGCCUGGAUGAACAGGGCUUUCUGACUCGGAAUACACGUGGCCGCGGUUACUGGCUGGGCCUGAAGGCCGUGCGCCGCCUGCACAAAAUUCAGGGAUACCAGUGGGUGGACGGAGUCCCACUCAGCUUCAGCCACUGGAACCGGGGAGAGCCCAAUGAUGCUAUGGGGCGCGAGGACUGUGUCAUGAUGCUGAGCUCAGGGCUGUGGAACGAUGCACCCUGCGACAGCGAAAGGGAUGGCUGGAUCUGUGAGAAGAGGCUCAGCUGCUGACCCCGCCCAGUGCCCCGCAGCCACGCCACUGCCUCACGUGGUAUCACAGUGUCACAUGGUAGGCCUCGCUCCAUCUUGGCUUCUGGCGCCCACUGCCAAAGACUUUUUUUCUAUCCACCACUACUGAGAACCACCCAGCACAACUCACCUUGUCCAGUGCCUGUGCUCAGGGACCUCCGCUCCAAGCUCAUCACAACCCCCCACACAGUGACCUACCCUAACCUCUAUCUGCUCCAAAAUUUCCUCCCCUAAGUUCAGGUAGUUUGACUCCACCUCUCUCUACAACCACAGUCAAGAGACUGAGGGAUGGAGCUGUUGGGUUUUCCUGCAUUUUCCCCCAUGCUGGGAGCUGCCUUUCCAGUCUGAGGGAGCAUCAAUAAACAUUUGAG